Ochotona curzoniae (black-lipped pika) is the source of this 3053-nucleotide messenger RNA. RefSeq names its product golgi reassembly stacking protein 2 (gene GORASP2). The transcript is spliced from 10 exons. Gene Ontology annotation, cellular component: Golgi apparatus. Gene Ontology annotation, molecular function: protein binding. Bases 105 to 1475 code for a protein of 456 amino acids. NCBI's taxonomy places the organism in Eukaryota, Metazoa, Chordata, Mammalia, Lagomorpha, Ochotonidae. The record is from RefSeq and is a predicted model, not a curated record. Gene Ontology annotation, biological process: Golgi organization.
GCUGCGAGUGCCACGUCCCAAAGUGCGAGGCGGAGGGGCGAGCGGGCGGCGCAGGGGCGGGGAGCAAGCGGAGCCCGGCUCGGCUACACCGAUCGCCCGGCGCCAUGGGCUCCUCGCAGAGCGUCGAGAUCCCAGGCGGGGGCACGGAAGGCUACCACGUCCUGCGGGUACAGGAAAAUUCUCCAGGACACAGAGCAGGACUGGAGCCUUUCUUUGAUUUUAUUGUUUCUAUUAAUGGUUCAAGAUUAAAUAAAGACAAUGACACUCUAAAGGAUCUACUGAAAGCGAAUGUGGAAAAGCCUGUAAAAAUGCUGAUCUACAGCAGCAAAACCCUGGAGCUGCGGGAGACCUCAGUCACGCCCAGUAGCAUGUGGGGUGGCCAGGGCUUGCUGGGAGUGAGCAUUCGUUUCUGCAGCUUUGACGGGGCCAACGAGAACGUUUGGCAUGUCCUGGAAGUCGAAUCAAAUUCUCCGGCAGCACUGGCAGGUCUUAGGCCUCACAGCGACUACAUCAUUGGAGCAGAUACAGUCAUGAAUGAGUCGGAAGAUUUGUUCAGCCUGAUUGAGACGCACGAAGCCAAGCCCCUGAAGCUUUACGUGUACAACACAGACACUGACAACUGUCGCGAAGUGAUUAUCACCCCGAAUUCUGCGUGGGGAGGAGAAGGCAGCCUAGGAUGUGGCAUUGGAUAUGGUUAUUUGCAUCGAAUACCUACGCGUCCAUUUGAAGAAGGAAAGAAAAUCUCCCUUCCAGGACAAAUGACCGGUACACCUAUUACUCCUCUUAAAGAUGGGUUUACGGAGGUCCAGCUGUCCUCAGUUCACCCCCCAUCUUUGUCACCACCUGGAACCACAGGAAUUGAACAGGGUCUGUCGGGACUUUCUGUUAGCUCAACUUCGCCGGCUGUCAAUAACGUGCUCAGUACAGGUGUACCAACAGUACCGUUAUUGCCACCACAAGUAAAUCAGUCCCUUACUUCUGUUCCACCGCUAAACCCAGCUACAACGUUACCAAGUCUGAUGUCUUUACCAGCCGGACUGCCCAACCUCCCUAACCUCCCCAAUCUGCCCAACCUCAACCUUCCCGCGCCGCACAUCCUGCCCGGCGUUGGCUUCCCCGAGCUCGCGAACUCCGGUUUGCCACCUCUUCCUUCCUUGACUCCCCACAAGCUGCCUGGCAUUGCACCUCUGCCCCUGCCAUCCGAGUUCCUCCCGUCCUUCCCUUUGGUUCCAGAGGGUCCUUCCACAGCCAGCUCUGGGGAGCUGCUGUCUUCCCUGCCACCCGUCGGUGACCCGCCUUCUGACCCCCUCACGACUACUGCCAAGGCAGACGCUGCCACCUCGCUCACUGCGGAUGUGACGCCCGCCCCUGGCCUGGCCCCCAGUACUGUGGAGGACAGAGGCAGCGACUCCGCCCCAGCCCGGGAGAAGCCGGUGCCCACAGUCACGGAGGCAGCUGCCCCCGAGUCACCUUAACUUGGAACCGAUCUUGGGCGUUGGCGUGGUGGAUUUGUCUAACCACGGGAGCGGGUCUGGAAAUGCAAACUGUCGUUAAUUUCAUACUAGUUUGUACCGUAACUAUAGGCGUCCUGUAAAUAAUUCUAAGGGGAAAAAUAUAAGCAAGAGGACGUGGGCUUGUGUCUUGCCAGUGUGGCGCGAGGCUCAUGGGCCGGGGAGGGAAAUGGGGAAGAGCUUGUAUUUUAAACAACCAAAAAGCAUUGGGAGCGAGGCCGGCUGCCAGGCUCCCACUGCCACCGCCGAGGUGUGCGUCUUUGGGGAAGGUGAUGGCUGGGUAUGUGCUAGGUUCCCUGUCCCCUCCUGUUCCUUCCCUGACAAAUGAAAUGUCCUCAAAUGCAGCAUUUCUUGUUCUUUGUAAAUUGUUGGAGAGAAUGCAGACCGCCUCACUAAACUGUAAAAGGAAACGGUAUCUUCCUUUUGGUCUCCAAGAGUCACAUCGCUACAAAGGUUUACACAAAACUUCCAAUUGAAGAUGUUUGUUAAAGUUAUGCAGUGUGCACUAUUAAUUGAACAUCUUUUUAUUCAGCCUCUACAGAUCCUUGUUUUGAGCUCUCAAAAUUACUCAGACAACAUUUUGUAACUGCUGCUGUUGCUUUAUACAUACACCAUAAAAUGGCAUUUAAAAGAGAAAUAAAGGGAGUGUCGCACGGUUUUAAAGCAGAAUGUGGCACUUUGUGGCUACGUAUAAUUUAGCUCUCCUGGGAAAGCAUCGAUACAGCAAUAAAUGACAGUCAUUUUCCGCUUCUUGACAUGUCAGUCACAGCUUGUCAUUGCCACACAUGCACUUGUUACUUUCCUGUUUGUCCCACCUCUGUUUUCAUGACUGAUGGUUGCUUUCUGAGUUUUCCAAGAGAUGAUUAAGUUAACUGGAACUGAUUUAUGGAAUGAAAUUAAAUGUAUACUCUUUCCUUGUUUUUGAAGUAAGACGAAAGAAGGUAGUGGGUUCUUGGCCUGGGCAGUGGUGGGCAGUGCCAGGGGACAGCCGGAGUAACACACCUCUGGCCACAUCGCUGGCCACCCUACCAGCAGUGACCUGGAGCUUCUCAGGGAAGGUCCAGCCUGGGCCGACUGGGGUGCUGCCUCUGUGUCUGGAGCCAAACUUGUCCUUAACUCUGAGUGGUAAAAGGUUUUAGUUCCUUAAUCAAAGCAUCACACCGAAGGUUUCCUUUCUAUGCAAUUUAAGAAUUGUUUUGAAAAGGACCAUAAUUACAGCAGGUAGACAAAUAGAUACGUAAGUUUCUAGAAGAGGGAAAAAGUUGAGAAAAUUACAAUAAAUGUUGUAGCCAGCAUUAUGGUAGAGUGGCUUAAGCAUCCACGUGCGGUGUCGGCAUCUCCGAUGGGUGCUGGUUCAGACUCUGGCUAUUCCUCUCUGGACCAGGUCUGCCAGUGUCCUGGUCCCAGUGCUGGGGCCAUCUCAGGGAUGAACCAGUGGACAAAUGGAAGAUCUUGCUCUCUUUUCUUCUGUUUGUAACUCUUUCAAAUAAUUUUAAGCUGAUCCCUUUAGUGGAAAGUACAUAAUAAACUUUUCACUUGGUA